AUGACUUGUAGUGGUCGCAUAUUCAAUGUUGGGAAACCGAAUGAGAACUUAGCACAAGCAAGUAAUCAAGCUACUGUGGUCCCGACUGAAGAAGGCACAACCAAGGAUAAAGAGGUCGCUGACAAAGACGCUGAAGAAUUCUUGGCAUUAAUCAAGAAAAGUGAUUAUAGAGUGGUGGACCAGUUACACCAAACUCCAUCUAAAAUAUCAUUCCUCUCGCUACUAGUGCACUCGGAGAAACAUCGAGAUGCCUUGUUGAAGAUCCUGAAUGCCGCGCACGUGACCAAAGACAUCACCGUGAACCAAUUCGAUGGAAUGGUGGAUAAUCUUACUGCUAGGGCAUGUUUAAGUUUUAGUGAGCAUGAGCUACCCUCACAAGGGAAAGAGCAUAACAAAGCCCUGCAUAUCUCCAUACAGUGUGGGAAAGCUCAUCUAUCUAGAGUUCUGAUUGACACAGGGUCAUCAUUAAACGUGAUGCCUAAGGCCACUCUCAACAAAAUAGCCUUGGAGGGUCUGGUAGUUAGACCAAGUCGUCUAGUGGUCAAAGCCUUCGAUGGGUCACAAAGUCCGGUGUUUGGAGAGGUUGACCUCCCUGUGGUAGUUGGUCCCCAUACAUUUUGCAUCAAUUUCCAAGUAAUGGAGAUUGAACCUGCUUAUACCUGCUUAUUGGGACGUCCCUGGAUUCAUUCCGCUGGGGCAGUUACCUAUACUCUGCAUCAGAAAGUAAAAUUUGUGGAUGGAAACUCUAUAGUGACCGUCAAUGGAGAGGAGGAUAUAUUUGUUAGCAAUCUGGACUCGUACCGAUACAUCGAGGCCGAAGAAGGGGCAUUAGAGACUUCAUUCCAAGCACUAGAGAUAGCAACUGCUGUCACACUACCAAUUGAGAAAAUACGAAGAAUGGUAACAUCCUGGAGAGAUUUGCAAGACAUGGAAAUGGAAGGCUGGGGCAAGAUUCCAGAAGUACAAGAGAAGAGAGAUCGUCUGGGGUUAGGAUGCCAACCAACAAAGAAGGCUGCAAAGGAAGAGCAACGUUUCCCUCCAAUCGCGCAAACUUUUGUCACAUGCAGAUAUGAGCAUGUAUCCUUAAUAUCUAGCAUGGAGGGUACAUCCAACUUCAUCCGAAUGAUCAGACCAGGAGAAUAG
This is a messenger RNA of Vicia villosa (hairy vetch), 1143 nucleotides long. RefSeq lists its product as uncharacterized. Bases 1 to 1143 code for a protein of 380 amino acids. The record is from RefSeq and is a predicted model, not a curated record. Gene Ontology annotation, molecular function: aspartic-type endopeptidase activity. The transcript has a single exon. Gene Ontology annotation, biological process: proteolysis. Lineage: Eukaryota; Viridiplantae; Streptophyta; Magnoliopsida; Fabales; Fabaceae.